Messenger RNA from Rhizophagus irregularis DAOM 181602=DAOM 197198, 1034 nucleotides. RefSeq lists its product as uncharacterized. The record is from RefSeq and is a predicted model, not a curated record. NCBI's taxonomy places the organism in Eukaryota, Fungi, Glomeromycota, Glomeromycetes, Glomerales, Glomeraceae. Gene Ontology annotation, cellular component: mitochondrion. Gene Ontology annotation, molecular function: nucleic acid binding.
UUUGUUACACUUACAUUUUCGCUUUCGUUUUGUUACUGUUAACUAAUAUUUAAAAUGAAUAAAAAAAUAUUUUCAAGUAUAAAAUCAUUAACCCUUGCAAAUAAGGAUAGUUUUGGAAAUAAUUUUAGCCCAAGAAAUUUUAUAUUAUCGGUACGACAAUAUUAUUUACUGGAUCUUAUCAAACGACAUCAUAAAUUUCUCUUGAAAAAGCAAAAUCCAUCUUGUGAAAAAGUGCAUAAAAAAGAACAUAAAGAUUUGGAAAGUUUUUUAUUAAUAAAAGAUAUAAAUACUGAAUCAUCUGUAUAUAAAGGUACAUUAUAUGAAUAUGAAACGAUUUCAUGCUUACAAAAAAAUUUUGGUAUGAUAACAAGUAGAGUGGGAGGAGCAAGUGAUUCUGGAAUAGAUUUUAGAGGUGGGUGGAAUUUACCAAAUGGACAAAAGUUAAAAUUAGUAGGUCAAUGUAAAAAUUACUCAAAUAAAUGUCCUCCAAGUUCUGUUAGAGAAUUAGAAGGAGUAGUUUCGGGAUUGACAUCAGAGAAUACUUUUGGUAUAUUAUCUUCAAAAUCUGGUUUUAGUGAUGAAGCAAUCAACAGAUUUAAGGCUUCUGUUUGUCCAUUAAUUAUGGUUUCUGUAAUAAAUAAUGGUAAAAAAUGUAAAAGUUUUGUGUGGAAUAAAUCUUGUGAAAAAUUUUUGGAUGGUUUAGAUGUUACCAUGAAAUUUUCUAAAAGUGAUGUAUGUGAUGAUAUUCUGGAAAGAGAACCUAUAUUAUUAUAUAAUGGUAAACCUUUUAAUGAGAAAUAUUGGGAUACGGAAAAUAGUAAUGAAGAAGAAACUGAAAAAACAAAGUGAUACUUGACGAUAUAAGGGAACAUGUGAGCACGCAUUUGAUUUUUACCUCCAAAACAGUUUAACUUGCUUUUAAGACUUCUUCAUGUGAAUUUGCUCAUAGAAAUUAGUUUUAUUAAAAAAUUAAUUAUCUUGACGUUUUUCAUUUGUUUGUUUCACAAAUUUUUCUGUCAGAUCGAAAUCUUAAA